Messenger RNA from Oldenlandia corymbosa var. corymbosa, 1926 nucleotides. Lineage: Eukaryota; Viridiplantae; Streptophyta; Magnoliopsida; Gentianales; Rubiaceae. The record is from the annotation of a GenBank genome assembly.
AUGCCGGUGAAUUUAACGGCGAAUGCAAUCUCUGCGAUAGUCGCCGGAGAUGUCAACGCCAAGCCUUUGGUCCAAAUCUUGGACGUCAAGCUCGCUGGCGCCACUCAGGACCGGUACCGCCUUUUGAUCUCCGACUCGGUUCUUGUUCAACAAGCUAUGCUUGCUACUCAGCUCAAUGGCCUAGUUAAGGCUGGGGGUCUUCGCAAGGGUUCCGUCGUUCAGUUGAUCGAGUAUAUCUGCACUUAUAUCCAAAAUCGCAAGAUAAUUGUUGUCCUCAACAUGGAAAUUAUCAUUCCAGAUUGUGACAUAAUUGGGAACCCAAAAAUGUUAGACGAAUCAGAUUCAGCAGUUCAGAAAUCAGUGCCUGAAAGACCUUUUUUAAGUGCAGCUUCUGAUAAUAACAAUAAUCACCUUGGAGCACAAAAUGCUGUACGUUCCAAUGCACCAUUUCGUAACAAUGUGAACUCCAGCAAUUUAGCCAGUAGUGCGCAGAGCUUCCGGCCGGUAGUUCAGCCCCCAUACCAACCACCUCCAAAUUUUAAAGGCCACGGUGCUAUCAUGAAGAAUGAAGCACCAGCACGCAUCAUUCCCAUUGCCGCAUUGAAUCCGUAUCAGGGUAGAUGGGCUAUCAAAGCAAGAGUGACUGCGAAAGGAAAUCUCCGUCGUUAUAACAAUGCCAAGGGAGAUGGUAAGGUCUUCUCCUUUGAUCUUCUUGAUUCUGAUGGUGGGGAAAUACGUGCAACCUGUUUCAAUGCUGUUGUUGACCGGUUUUAUGAUGUUAUUGAAGUUGGUAAAGUUUAUAUCAUAUCUAAAGGUAGCUUAAAAGCUGCAAAGAAGGAUUUCAACCAUUUAAAGAAUGAGUGGGAAAUAUUUUUAGAAUCCAGUUCGACUGUAGAUCUUUGCCCAGAUGAAGAUGCCAUACCCCCUCAACAGUUCUCUUUUAGACCUAUUAGUGAUAUUGAAAGCGCUGAGAAUAACUCUAUACUUGAUGUUAUUGGAGUAGUGAUUAAUGUAAACCCUUCUGUCCCUAUCAUGAGAAAGAAUGGAAUGGAAACUCAGCGGAGAAUCCUGAACCUAAAGGACAAGUCAGGGAAGAGUGUUGAGUUAACUCUCUGGGGGGACUUCUGCAACAGGGAGGGUCAACAGCUACAGGCGCUGGUUGAGGCUGGUCAUUUCCCUGUCGUGGCUGUCAAAGCUGGAAAAGUAAAUGACUUCACUGGGAAAUCCAUAGGCACUAUUUCUUCCACUCAGAUUUUCAUAGACCUGGAUCAUCCGGAGGCUCAUAGCUUAAGGGACUGGUUUGACCGUGGAGGUAAAGAUAUCGCUUCUCAUUCCAUAUCUAAGGAGAUCAUGCCUGGAGGAUCGAAGAAUGAAGUGCGUAAAUUUGUGUCACAAAUCAAAGAUGAAGGCCUUGGAAGAGCAGAUAAGCCAGACUGGGUCACAGUUAAGGCGACUAUAUCUUUCAUAAAGACCGACACCUUCUGUUAUACUGCUUGCCCAUUAAUGAUCGGCGACAGGCAGUGCAACAAGAAAGUGACAAGGUCAGUCGGAAAUUCCAGAUGGCUGUGUGAAAGAUGUAAUCAAGAAUUUGAGGAAUGUGAUUACAGAUAUCUUCUCCAGAUUCAAAUUCAGGAUCAUUCUGGGUUGACAUGGGUGACUGCUUUCCAGGAAGCUGGUGAAGAGAUAUUGGGUUGUUCAGCAAAGGAGCUGUACUUGCUAAAGAACGAAGAGCAAGAUGAGUUGAGGUAUGCGGAGAUCAUUAGGAAUUGUUUAUUUACAGAGUACCUAUUCAGGCUUAAAAUCAAAGAGGAAAUAUAUGGUGACGAACAGCGGGUGAAACUUACUGUGGUGAAGGCUGAUAAGGUCAAUAGUUCUGCUGAGUGCAGAUACCUUCUUGAUUCAAUAGCUAGAUUUUCGGCACGCUGA